UAUAACAACUUAAUUUCUUGAGUAUUCUUGAAAGAAAAAAGAAAAAAAAAAGUUGUCUAUCACUCAUCAAUAAUGUCUUUUUUGAGAUUUAUUGUUCCAGUUUUCUUCUUGAUUUCAAGUUUCGUUGCAUCGAACGCUCAAUUAAGUGAAACAUUUUACGCUACUACUUGCCCUAAUGUUACCGAAAUUGUACGUGGUGUCAUGCAACAAGCUCAAAGUACCGAUGUUCGUGCUGGUGCUAAAAUUAUUCGUCUUCAUUUUCAUGAUUGCUUUGUUAAUGGUUGUGAUGGAUCUCUUUUGCUAGAUAAUGCAGCUGGGAUUGAAAGUGAAAAAGAUGCAGCUUCAAAUGUUGGUGCUGGAGGAUUUGAUAUUGUGGAUGAUAUUAAAACUGCAUUGGAAAACGUGUGUCCUGGCGUUGUUUCUUGUGCUGAUAUUUUAGCUCUUGCAUCUGAAAUCGGAGUUGCCUUGGUUGGAGGUCCAACAUGGCAAGUUCUUUUAGGGAGAAGAGAUAGCUUAACAGCAAAUAGAAGUGGAGUUGAUAGUGAUAUCCCAAGUCCAUUUGAAAGCCUUGAUGUUAUGAGACCACAAUUCACCAACAAGGGAAUGGAUAUAACUGAUCUCGUUGCUCUAUCAGGUGCACAUACAUUUGGAAGGGCAAGAUGUGGCACAUUUCAACAAAGACUUUUCAACUUUAGUGGAAGUGGGAGCCCUGAUCCAACAAUAAACUCAACUUAUUUGCCAACACUACAAGCAACUUGUCCACAAGGUGGAGACAAUGGAAAUACUUUUGAAAAUCUUGAUAAAACAACUCCAGAUAAUUUUGAUAAUGACUAUUACAUAAAUCUUCAAAAUCAAGAAGGUCUACUUCAAACUGAUCAAGAAUUAUUUUCGACAUCGGGAUCCGAUACAAUCGCGAUAGUGAAUCGUUACGCGAGUAGUCAGAGCCAAUUUUUCGAUGAUUUUGCUAGCUCGAUGAUUAAAUUGGGAAAUAUCGGUGUGUUAACGGGUACUAAUGGAGAGAUUAGGACUGAUUGUAAGAGGGUUAAUUAGUUAAUUAGGAGUGAUUUAUAAGUUAUAAUAUAUGCGUGAUAAAUUGUGUUUGUGUUUAUGUACGAAAAAGAGAGAUAUUAUAAUGUCUUGAUCAAGUGUAAUUUUGCUUUUGUUUAAAUGUAUUAUGUGCUAAAAUAGCAAUCCUAAAUAAAUAAGAAUGAUAUGUUGAAAAGCAA
Messenger RNA from Solanum pennellii, 1226 nucleotides. RefSeq names its product lignin-forming anionic peroxidase-like. Gene Ontology annotation, biological process: response to oxidative stress; hydrogen peroxide catabolic process. Bases 73 to 1050 code for a protein of 325 amino acids. Lineage: Eukaryota; Viridiplantae; Streptophyta; Magnoliopsida; Solanales; Solanaceae. Gene Ontology annotation, molecular function: peroxidase activity; heme binding. The record is from RefSeq and is a predicted model, not a curated record. The transcript has 4 exons.